CAUCCCAUGACCGCGCCCCUUCCCGACGUAUGGCGCUCUCGUGUCACGUGACCGCUCCGGGUGGAAGCAGCAUGGCGUGCUUGAGUGCGGAGCUUUUCCAUAAACUCUACUUUAUUUGCACUUAGUUCGUCUUUUAUAUUCAAUCCAUCAAAGGGGACGUGAACUUAUUGAAAGCUGGAAUACCACUCGCACAAUGGACGAAGGGAAUAAACUCCAGUUCCCGUCCCUGCCCGCCUCCAAAGAAGAGCAGCUGGACUGGGCAUAUCCAAUGAGAAGAGAGAUGCAGGAAAUCCUCCCAGGACUGUUUCUUGGCCCCUAUUCAGCUGCUAUGAAGAGUAAGCUCUCAAUGCUGGAGAAGCAGGGGAUAACUCACAUCGUGUGUGUCAGACAAGACAUUGAGGCCAACUUUAUAAAGCCAAACUUUCCUCAUAAAUUUAGGUACCUUGUUUUAGAUAUAGCAGAUAACCCUGUGGAAAAUAUUAUUAGGUAUUUCCCAAUGACUAAAGAAUUUAUUGAUGGAUGUUUAGAGACAGGGGGAAAGGUACUUGUUCAUGGAAAUGCAGGGAUAUCAAGAAGUGCUGCCUUAGUUAUUGCCUACCUUAUGGAGACAUUUGGUGUGAAAUACAGGGAUGCCUUUAGUCAUGUACAAGAGAGACGAUUUUGCAUUAAUCCCAAUGUAGGCUUUGUUCAUCAGCUACAGGAAUAUGAAGCAAUAUAUCUUGCAAAGCUUACCAUCAAGAUGAUGUCACCCAUUCAGUUGGGCAGGUCUUUCUCCAUCCAAGCUGGGAUGCCAGGAAGUCUAAAGCGAACACUAGAAGAGGAUGAAGAUUUCGGGAGUAUGCAAGUUACGGCAGCACAAAAUGGAUAGGCUUUACUAAAAAAAGUGCUUAACCACAGUGGACUUUUCUUUUUACAUUUUUAUUGGGAUUAAAAAUGUAAAUAUUUGUACAGGGGCUGGGAGGGAGAGACUGCUCCUCGUGUCCCUUGGAGCUGGGGAAGCUUUUCUUUUUCUUUUUUGAGCUGUAUGCACUGAAAUGUUUCGCAGUUUUAUAGUAUUUAAAGCAUUUUGCAUUUGCAGCGGGACAGUAUUGCAAUAAUGCACUUUUGAUACUUGAAUUACUGUUAUUUUGUUGGAUGGAUUUGGGUUGGGAGGGGAUGGGAUUAAAGAAUGGGACUGUUACUGCCAUAGAAAUGGUAGGAUAAAUCAGUGUUUAUGUGGGGAAUGAAUUCAGACUGAGAUAAGGAAAGAUGCGUUUGCCAUAGAAUUAACAUCCUACUGCUCAAUAAAAGAUGGCUACUUACAUCUUGUGUUUUUAAUGUUAUCUAUCCCUGGUGCAAACAUACGACUGUCUAUGAUGAGACUGUUGGGUUUAGAUGGAUUCAGAAUGAUGAUUGCAUUUCAUUGAAAUACACUAUAAACUUGAGAUUUAUAAUUGAUUUUUAAUGAAAAUGUUUUCAUUCAUUCACCCAUUUGCCAUUCAUUGUUGAUACAUCAAAUAUAACAUUUAUAAAAGCACAAAUACCAUCAAUGCCACAUGUUUGGCUGUUGAUUGACAGAUGAGACAAAGUAUUUGAAUGCCCCUAAUUUGUCGGCUAUCAGUGAAA
Carassius carassius (crucian carp) is the source of this 1605-nucleotide messenger RNA. Its product is annotated as serine/threonine/tyrosine-interacting protein A-like. Gene Ontology annotation, biological process: negative regulation of SCF-dependent proteasomal ubiquitin-dependent catabolic process; protein dephosphorylation; regulation of ERK1 and ERK2 cascade. Gene Ontology annotation, molecular function: protein tyrosine/serine/threonine phosphatase activity; F-box domain binding. Lineage: Eukaryota; Metazoa; Chordata; Actinopteri; Cypriniformes; Cyprinidae. The transcript has 11 exons. The record is from RefSeq and is a predicted model, not a curated record. Gene Ontology annotation, cellular component: nucleoplasm; cytoplasm. The coding region runs from base 194 to 868 and encodes 224 amino acids.